Psammomys obesus (fat sand rat) is the source of this 1175-nucleotide messenger RNA. It is a transcript of the gene Gbx2, whose product is annotated as gastrulation brain homeobox 2. NCBI's taxonomy places the organism in Eukaryota, Metazoa, Chordata, Mammalia, Rodentia, Muridae. Gene Ontology annotation, molecular function: DNA-binding transcription factor activity, RNA polymerase II-specific; RNA polymerase II transcription regulatory region sequence-specific DNA binding. Gene Ontology annotation, biological process: regulation of transcription by RNA polymerase II; regulation of nervous system development. The record is from RefSeq and is a predicted model, not a curated record. Gene Ontology annotation, cellular component: nucleus.
GUCGGGGCUGUCCGAGGGCAAGGGAAAGACGAGUCAAAGGUGGAAGAUGACCCGAAGGGCAAGGAGGAGAGCUUCUCUCUGGAGAGCGAUGUGGACUACAGCUCAGAUGACAAUUUGCCUGGCCAGCCUGCUCACAAGGAAGAAGACCCGGGCCACACGCUGGAGGAGACCCCGCAGAGCGGCGCUGCAGCGGGCAGCACCACGUCCACGGGCAAGAACCGGCGGCGGCGGACUGCCUUCACCAGCGAGCAGCUGCUGGAGCUGGAGAAAGAAUUCCACUGCAAAAAGUACCUCUCCCUGACCGAGCGCUCGCAGAUCGCCCACGCCCUCAAACUCAGCGAGGUGCAGGUAAAAAUCUGGUUCCAGAACCGUCGGGCCAAAUGGAAACGUGUCAAGGCAGGCAACGCCAAUUCCAAGACGGGGGAGCCCUCCCGGAACCCCAAGAUCGUCGUCCCCAUCCCUGUCCACGUCAGCAGGUUCGCCAUUCGGAGUCAACAUCAGCAGCUGGAGCAGGCCCGACCCUAACGGCCCAGCCAGGUGGACCCCACCGUGGAGAGGCCCUGAGGCCUGCCUGAAGGAACCCGUGGCCGACUCCACUGUUUGUAGGGGAACUCGAAGGCGCCUCCCAGAUGUGGGCAUCCCAAGCAGAUUGAGAGUAUAUUCACUAGACGGGCCUGAAGGGGGCUAUGGCCACACCAGAAGAUACACUAAAUAUUUAUUAUGCGACCCUCCUCUGUAUAUAGAUAUCUAUAUAGACUGGACCUCAGCUGCAGUAUUUUGAAGGGGGUAGGACCGAACACCUCCUCACACAGUCCAGACGAGUCAAAACCACCACUGUCCUCUGUCGCCCUCAGCGAUCACCUUCCCAUACUUUCCCAAAGGUAACCGGGAGACACAGGGACAACACUGGGGCUUAAUCUUAUUUUCUGUCUGUCUGUUUGUUUGUUUCUGCUCUGGCUUUUUGAGUUGAGCACAGAGCAGAUGCUUUCGGGCAGUCUAGGAAUCUGCUCUGCUCCUUUGCCUUUGCCUGGCUUUCUUUCCGGGGCUUGUAUAUGCUAUCUGAGCCAUGUCGGAAGCACGUCUCCGUUGUGUUUAAUUUAUUUCAAUGUAGCUUAUUUUCAUAUAAGUUAUGACAUUUAAACAAUCUCAGUCUUGUGAAUAAAAAAAAAAAAAAA